This is a messenger RNA of Trichoderma atroviride IMI 206040, 1149 nucleotides long. RefSeq lists its product as uncharacterized. The record is from RefSeq and is a predicted model, not a curated record. Gene Ontology annotation, molecular function: zinc ion binding; UDP-glucose:hexose-1-phosphate uridylyltransferase activity. Lineage: Eukaryota; Fungi; Ascomycota; Sordariomycetes; Hypocreales; Hypocreaceae. Gene Ontology annotation, biological process: beta-D-galactose catabolic process via UDP-galactose, Leloir pathway. Gene Ontology annotation, cellular component: cytoplasm.
AUGCCGGACCAGAUCCUCGAUGACAUCUCCCACCGGAGGUACAACCCACUAACAGACAGCUGGCUGCUUGUCUCUCCUCACCGAACGAAGCGUCCCUGGCAAGGCCAGCAAGAAGGCGCCGCAGCUACCACUCUGCCCGAUUAUGACCCCAAGUGCUAUCUCUGCCCUGGAAAUGCUCGCGCUGCUGGCGACAGCAACCCAAAGUAUGAAAAGACGUUUGCCUUUGUAAAUGACUACAGCGCUGUCAAGGAGCAGCAGCCCGACUACGAGGCCAGCCAGUCCGCAGAUGACUUGGAGUCACUGUUGCUGCGAGCUCAAAGCGUCAAGGGCGUGUGCUAUGUCAUGACUUUCUCACCAACGCACAAUGUCACUCUCGCCGACAUGUCCCCAGCCGAUAUCCUCCCAGUCGUUGACCACUGGACCCGGCUUUAUGCCAACCACCUAUCCCCAUCAAACCCUCUCUCAGCAGUUGCCGCACAGCUCCAGCUCUCUAUCCCAAAGGACGGGGCCCCCAUCCCCAAGGACAACUACCGCUACAUGCAAAUCUUUGAGAACAAGGGCGCGGCCAUGGGCUGCUCCAACCCGCAUCCCCACUGCCAGGCCUGGACAACAUCAACCAUGCCCGAAGAGCCAGGCAAGGAGCUCACGCAAAUGACCAAAUACCGCCAGCAGCACGGAAGGCAUCUGCUGGCAGACUACAUCAAGCUGGAGCUGGCAAAGGAGGAGCGCCUCGUAUGGCAGAAUGCCUCUUUCGCUAUUGUUUGCCCCUGGUGGGCCGUCUGGCCAUUCGAGGUCAUUAUUCUCCCCAAGCGACACGUCCGCGCACUCGUCGACCUCACCGCCGAUGAGCGGCUGCAAUUCGCAGAGGCCAUCCAGGAAGUUGCUCGACGAUACGACAAUUUGUUUGAGUGCCACUUCCCGUACAGCUCAGGCAUCCACCAGGCGCCCCUGGACGGAACGCCAGAAGAAAUCGAGAAUUCCUAUCUUCACAUGCACUUUUACCCCCCACUGCUGCGGUCUGCAACGGUCAAGAAGUUUUUGGUUGGUUUCGAGCUUAUGGCGGAGCCGCAGCGAGAUAUCACUCCUGAGCAGGCAGCUGCUCGCCUUCGAGCUUUGAAUGGACCGCUGUAUCGAAACCAGCUGAGUUGA